Messenger RNA from Nematolebias whitei (Rio pearlfish), 2560 nucleotides. RefSeq names its product fibronectin type III domain-containing protein 7-like. Lineage: Eukaryota; Metazoa; Chordata; Actinopteri; Cyprinodontiformes; Rivulidae. Bases 1 to 2463 code for a protein of 820 amino acids. The transcript is spliced from 14 exons. Gene Ontology annotation, molecular function: protein binding. The record is from RefSeq and is a predicted model, not a curated record.
AUGGGUUGCAUGAAGUGGCUGGGGAUUUUUGUCUUUCUGAGCACAUGCUCACAGACUGCAGCACAAUCAGGUUUCCAAGUUUCUGUGUUUUCUACAACAUCCAAAACUGUGUAUCUUAAAUGGACCGAGUAUUCUGGAGCUGCCUCAUACAAGAUCUCUGCCGCCUUGAAAAGCUCACCAAGCAACCCCUUUGCUUUUGCCACGUUUGGUCCAAACACAGUGAUGGGCUCCAUCACGUCUCUGUCCCAAGAUGUUGCAUAUAUCUUUACAGUUGAAGCUCUGGAUGCUUCCCAGGCAGUACUGAGCUCCACAUCUACUGAAACAUUAACAGCUCCUGAUGUCAUGGAACCCAUCAAGAAUGUGAAGCCUAAAGACAGCGGCACCUUGACGGCAGAGUUUACCCUGAAGACGGGGGCGACUCAUUACAUCAUACGCAUUGAGAACAUUAAUGGCUUCUUCAGAGAAGACACCGUGUCCUCCUCCCCUGCUGAGCUUAGCAAUCUCAGUCCGUACACAGAGUACUCUCUCAGCAUCAUGGCUGCAAACAGUGUUGGUCGGAGUCAGCCAUCGAUUUCUGUGACUGCAAAAACAGUUUUGGCACCUCCUCAAAUCUCUACUUCGUCUCCCAGCAAUGACAGCAUAGUUGUAUCCUGGACUCCUGUUGCUCAUGCCAUCCAGUACACCUUGUCUAUAUACAAUUUUGCCAUGAAUGCUGAGAUGAAAUACAACACAUCCAACACAAGCCUGACCUUCCCUGGGCUUGAUGCGGGAUCACUCUAUGGCAUCGGAGGUUUCGCGUGGGACCCAGAGGGCCGAAACGGAGAAGGCAGUUUGUACGUCAACCAAACAACACGACCUCCAACUCCAUCUUCUGCCAAUGUGUCUGUGGUGAUGAGUAACAACACGGCUGGACUCUCUGUGUCUUGGGGACUUGACCAGAAGGUUUUCAUCCCCACUGAGUAUCAUGUAACAAGUGACCAGGGUAUAACCUGUAACAGCACUUCCAGCUCCUGCACCUUAUCCCCAGUAGGCUGUGGAAAGGUUCACACCAUUCAGGUCACUGCGUUCAACAAGGCUGGACCCAGCUACCCAUCCGCCCCUGUGGUCUUCAUCACCUUCCCCUGCCCUCCAGAGUCUCUGGAUCUUGUAAAGUCAUCAGAAGAAAACUGCACACUGAUGUGGAACACAGUGCCGUACGCUGACAGUUAUGAGGCAUUCAUCAAGAGAGGUGACGGCAGUGAAGAGACAUGUACCACCACGGGCAGCAACUGUACCUACCACUGCCAGUGUGGCUACACUUACCUGAUGUCGGUGUUUGCACACAACCACGCUGGCAGCAGUCCUCAAGGAAAAGUUCUCAACUAUGCCACUGUACCCUGCUGUCCUGAAAGCAUUUCUGUGUCUGCUGUGAGCACUGACACUUUGGAGAUCAUGUGGAUUGCUUCAAGGGGAGCAGAGCUGUAUGAGACCCGGGCUGUGGACAGUUCAGAGGUCAUCCUCUGUAAUGACACAGCGCCAGUGUGCGCCCUCUCUGACCUCAGCUGUGACAGCUCCUACAGUGUGAUGGUAACACCUUGCAAUGAAAUCAGUGGAUGCAACCAUGCUUGCAACUCUCACACCGGAGACACAGCUCCCUGCAUGCCUACAAAUCUGAAUCUGAGUUUGAAAAACUCUUCGUCCGUCCAUGUCAGCUGGACAGCCAACAACAGGAAUGCCACUUACACAGUGAGCACAGAUGGAGGAUCAGGCAGAUACACCUGCACCACCAGUGGAAACAGCUGUGAUGUCACUGACCUUCCCUGUGGCUCGACUUACGAGUUCAGCGUUACAGCAUCCAGCAGCGCCGGCCAGAGUUUACCCAGUUUCUCAAUUUCACUAGAAACAGAGCCAUGUUGCCCUGCGACUCUAAAGGUUGAACAGGUGACUCAGUCCAUGACGAACGUCUCGUGGUCUCAAGCCAAAGGGGCGCACUCGUUCAUCACAUCUCUGACAUCACUGCGAGGUCACGCCAGCUGCCACACCCAGGAUUCCCACUGCCUCAUGGGAUGCAUCACCUGUGGCACAAACUACACCGUCACCAUGGAGGCAUUUAGUCUCAGUGGGCGCAUGGCCAACUGCACCUAUCAGGGCUUCUCGUCCAGCACCUGCUGCCCAUCAGGUGUGCGCCUGUACAAGAUGGCCAGUAAUUCCCUGAGAGUUUACUGGCGCAGCACAGGUAGCAACCACAGCUCCACUGCAGAGAUAGUGGGCAGCAGCAACAACUUCACGUGCACUGCACCUCCAGGUGAGAACAGCUGUGAUGUUCCAAACAUCCAGUGUGGGGACGUCUAUUCUGUAGUGGUGGCUCCACUCACACCAGAGGGAGGCAAAGUCCUGUUCUGCCCACAGAGACUGUACUCAGUAACUUGUUCAGGGAGUGACGUUGGCACAGUGAUUUACAGAGGAAAGAGAAGUGUUGACUAGUGUGUGUCUUCUUCGCCGAUGCAACUCGUCUUCCUCUGGCAGAAUCCUUCUUCAUCUGAAUGUGACUGUUUAAAGUUAGGUUAAAAUACAUUUUCUA